Molecule: messenger RNA, 4205 nt
Organism: Perca flavescens (yellow perch)
Lineage: Eukaryota; Metazoa; Chordata; Actinopteri; Perciformes; Percidae
Gene: nkain4
Product: sodium/potassium transporting ATPase interacting 4
Exons: 8
Coding region: 407-1036 (209 amino acids)
Biological process (GO): regulation of sodium ion transport
Source: RefSeq, a predicted model, not a curated record
UGUACUCCGAGAGAGGAGGAGGAGGACAGCGUCCGGAAACCAGUUGACGCCCUCGGUGAGCCACAUCCCAACCCACGGUUGACUACCCCAACACCGCCACCUCCCUCCCCUCUCCCUCCCCCUCCCUCCCCCUCCAUACACACCGGCUCGCAACCACCCACCCAGCCAGUCACCUCAAGUGCGACCGGGCCGGCAGGAGCGGAGGCAAACAAACAGAGCCGGAGCAGCCAGGGCGAUCCUGCCGCGGGGGGUUGGCUCAGCAAAGUAGACACACGGAGCAGAAGAGGAGAAUGGGACGCCGGUGCUUGGAUCAGGACUGAGUCUGGUCGGCACAUUGAGAGCUCCUUCGACCCGUUUCCAAGUCCUUUUCUCCCCGGAUCAGAGUCACGUCUUCACCGCUGACACAAUGGGCUGCUGCAGCGGACGAUGCACUCUUAUCUUUAUUUGCACUUUACAGUUGGUGUUGGCAUUAGAAAGACAGGUCUUUGACUUCCUGGGUUACCAGUGGGCCCCAAUCCUUGCCAACUUUUUCCACAUCAUCAUGGUCAUCCUCGGCCUUUUUGGCACCAUCCAGUACCGGCCGCGCUACAUUGUGGUGUACACAGUAUGGGUCGCUCUGUGGGUGGCCUGGAACGUCUUCAUCAUCUGUUACUACCUGGACGUAGGCGGCCUGUCCAAGGACAGUGACCUGCUGACAUUUAACAUCUCCGCCCAUCACUCUUGGUGGAGCGAACACGGGCCGGGCUGUGUGAGGAGAGAGAUGCCGGAGGCUCCAGGAGUCCGCACAACAGAGAGCCACUCCUACAUCACUGUCAUGGGCUGCCUCAUGGACUACCAGUAUAUUGAGGUUGUGCACAGCGGCACACAGAUUCUCGUUGCUCUCCUGGGCUUCGUGUAUGCCUGUUAUGUUGUCAGUGCUAUCACUGAGGAGGAGGACAGCUUUGAUUUUAUUGGUGGAUUUGACCCAUUCCCACUCUACCAUGUCAAUGAGAAACCAUCUCAUCUCCUCUUAAAGCCCAUGUACCUGUCUACGUAAAUAAGAGAGCGUCCAGCGGGGAGGUGGCACAGCAAAUUCCCACGGAGACAAAAUGGCUGUUGUGACACAAACAUCCAGUUCAAUGGGGCACGCCAGACAUUCCUCCCCUUCUCGAUUUCAGUACUUUAAACAUGUCAUUUACUGGUGUACUGCCCAGAAAAGCCAACACUCCGUUAGGGUCCAUUGUUUUCCAGGGAGGGAUGACGGGUUCUGGGAAAAGGGGGGAUUACAGUGCAACAAAGCCUCAUAUUGUGUGUUUAGGGAAGUAUCAGUCAUUUUCUUUGUAUUGAGUUCUCCGCUGAGGUCCUGUGACCUGCCCAUUCUUGUUUAAUACUCCCCAAGACUGUAUAGAAUACAGUAUAUAAAUACAUUGUGUAUGUAAUCAGGGACUGCCCAGCAUUCCCAGUCUGUGGUACUGUGUCUUAGAGGACUCAGUGAUUUAGCAUGUUAUUGCUGGUUUGGCUCAAAUCUUGGCCGGAGGGCUGAAUUACAGUGGAGCCCAUGGAAUGAGCUAUUGUGCGCUCAUUGCCUGUUUACUUUAGGCCAGGAUCUGUGUGCAUAAAUACACAAGCAAACCAGGAAGAGGCAGGGGAGUUGAGAGGUAGAGGGAGGGGAUGAAACAAAAGCACCAAACCUACAGGGGCAUCUGUCAAAAAUAGAAAAUGUAAAUAAUGAAACAAGAGGGGGGAAGAAUUUUUAGAUUUAGAGUUUGUAAUGCGAACUAUCAAGAAUGGAAAAGAGCGUUGAGCGUAAGAGGUGUUAAAAAACAAGGAACGGCAAGUCUUACUUUUAUUUCUGGAGUCUUUAUUGUUAUCACUAUUUUCAACAACAGCCAAGUAAGUAUUUCUGAAGUGUCAGGUGUUAGAAGACUGGCUGAAAGCUUUGUUUACCCAUCAGUUCUUCUCCUGUAACUACUGACACGUCGGGCUGCUGACAUGGGUGAUCAUUACACACGCUCAAGUGAAGGUUACACAGCAUAUUUUUAACUUCGAGAAAACAAUAGAAUGUUUCCCUAUUCACAUUGCAUUCAACAACAAUGAGUUGUAUGGCUAUGGUCUUCAGUGUAGAAGUAGCGGCCUGUACCAGAGUGAAGCACAGCAUUGUCUCCUGUCACUUCACCAGUGUAGAUUCUCAGUGGUGAUUGUCUCAGUUGUGAUUGUUUUAUAGCAUGUUUUUUUACAGGGUUUGUAUUGUAAUUAUGUGUAUAACAUAAAGAAAUUACAAAAUAGGAAAACUGAUGUCUUCUGGCUGUAUAUGAGCUGGUUAAACAGCAACUGAAAGCUUUUGCAGAGUCGUUUCUUACUCAGAUUUAUUUUUUAUCUGACCGAGCAACAUCACACAUUUUUAUUUAGGCAAAUACACACACGUGCAGUGACGGACUGGGAUCAAAAAACAGCCCUGGCAUUUGCAACACACUGGCCCUAUUUUUGUCAACAACCUAGCUUGGAAAUUAGUAACUCUGCCUUCCAAGUUAAUCUUUCUACGCAUGCAUAAAAUAACUUUAUCAGUAGUGGCCCAUAGGGGUCAAUAGGGGUGCGGCCCUUCUGGCAUUUGCCCAAAUUCCAGAUGGCCAGUCCGUCACUGCACACGUGGGUCAUGUCUCCUAUACUGAUUGCUAGCACCUAAUGUUAAAAGUACUAAAGUCAGAGCCCCUGUUGCCCUACUGGUUGUGUGAAUCACUACUGCUCUCUGGUGUUUAAAGUGUUCAUGUACAAGUUGCAAGGCUACUGAGUUUCUGCUACAGGGUCCAUAAAUCUCCAUGUUUGUCUUAAAUCUAUUUUUUGCCGUAAAUCUUAAAAUAUUAUGUUUUAGCUUGGUAAUUGUCAUGUAGGAGGAGUAGGCACUUUGCCCAGCUUGUUUCAGUGUUACACUCGGUCAGUGUUUGAGUUACACUGUGGCUUUCAGGGGAGCCCUAUUUUCAGGGGUUGGAGGGCUACACACAUGCAAAAAUACACUAUCAAUACAUUUCCAUUCAUUCAGAGAAUAUUUAGCCUGGGACAACAAAGAAACAGAAAAAAUAGUGCAAUGUUGUUGUUGUUUUUUUAUCCGGCAAGCAACAAUAAAAAUGCCAACGCACAGUGGACAGACAAUGGUUUGUUAAACAGACCAGACAAAAGUUGCAUCCCAUGACAAUUAUGAACAUGUCCACAGCCUCAAAUGUUGGUCUUACGGAAAACAUAUUCCCAAGAAAAAAGUAAAUUCCCAACACACACUUUUCACCUCUGCAUGAUUUAUUUAAGAAAAGUCAACGUUUCAGCAACAUAACUUUUCCUGUUAUUUAUUUCAGGAACCCUAAGAUAUAGGGCAGGGGGAGCUCAUGUCAUUUUCAGGGGAGCCAAGCUCCCUGUAGCUCCGCCUUAUUUCAAACCCUGCACUCCGUCCUUUUCUUUAUAAUUUAGGUCAAGAUCAGUUUUUGCACACUACAUUUCAAUCCAACACAUUUUCAGUAUGCUAUUUGUCUGACUACUAUGUUUCUUGUGCUAAGUUUGAAACUGUCUGCUUAGCUAUUUUUGGGGAAUCAAAAGAGUUGUGAACAAAGGAGUUCAUUCUGUUGUUUUCAGUCAUUUUGUCUGCGCCUAAGAAUAUCCUGCUGCGUGUCAGAUUCCUUUGUGAUAUUAGAAGUUCUUCACUGCCAGAUAGACAGUCCACAAACUGUUAUGAUUCUGAAAAUCAUAUGACCACUUCUGCCAGCUAAUUUUGAUUUGAUUGGUCACCUCUUUAUUUCCAAGAUGCAAUAAUUUGUCUUUAUGAUUUAAAGUUUACACACCCCUGGAAUGGCUAACUGGUGUGUAAAAACACAAAGCACCUCAUAUUGUAACAUAAUCAGUAUUGGUAGUAAAUGCUACUAUGUAAAAACUAGUCUUCCUCUCAGUGCAAUACAGCCUUUUCCUAAACCCCCAGUGACUGGAAUUAGUUGAAACCUGUUACUAGUGUGAGUAUAUGUGCUAGUCUCCACUGAAAAAGAUUCCACGUGUUUGUAGAUAAUUCUUUUUCUUUGUAUAGAAAGUGUAAAAGGUCUUUUUUUUUUUUUUGUAUCUCUCUUCUAUUUUGUGUCCUGUGUUGCCUCAACCCCUGUGACCUGAUUGUGUAAACCUAUUUAUCCAGACAUGUGCUUUGUGUUCAUGUAAAUAGGUGUUUGUUAAUAAAAGAACAUGCUCUUGUAAUGAUA